Durotheca rogersii is the source of this 2734-nucleotide messenger RNA. RefSeq lists its product as uncharacterized. The coding region runs from base 1 to 2040 and encodes 679 amino acids. NCBI's taxonomy places the organism in Eukaryota, Fungi, Ascomycota, Sordariomycetes, Xylariales, Xylariaceae. Gene Ontology annotation, molecular function: mRNA binding; RNA polymerase II complex binding; ubiquitin binding. The transcript is spliced from 7 exons. The record is from RefSeq and is a predicted model, not a curated record. Gene Ontology annotation, cellular component: mRNA cleavage factor complex; cytoplasm. Gene Ontology annotation, biological process: termination of RNA polymerase II transcription.
AUGUCAGCGUACUCCGAGUCCGAGGCGGUAGCUAAGGACUUCCGCGAUGCACUCGAGGAUCUGCAAUCCAAUGCUCGCUAUGAAAUCUCCAACUUGACUGUGAUUGCAAGGGAAAACACCGAACACGCACUGGCCAUCUCCGGUGCUCUCCAGGACCAUAUCAAGCGGGUCGCCCCUCACAAGAAAUUGCCCGCCCUGUACCUCCUUGACUCCAUCGUCAAGAAUGUAGGCACGCCCUAUACGCUGUUCUUCGGUAGGAAGCUCUACCAGACAUUUAUGGACGCUUACGCCUCGGUCGACCCCGUCACUCGGCGUAAGAUGGAUGAGAUGCUCAAGACCUGGAAGGAAUCUAUCCCGGGAUCCAUCGACACGAGACCAGUGUUCCCUCCGGAAGUUGUGCGUCCGAUCGAGAAUGCCCUCAUCAAGGCGAGAACGAAUGCGCUACAAGCGCAGCAGGAGCACAUGCGAAGCCAGCAACAGCUCCUCGGCCGCAACAGACCGUUGAAUCAGGGGAUGCCUUACCGCGAGACUCCAACGCCUCCGGGCGCCCAUUCGAGCGCCCACGCGCAACUCAAUGGCUAUCACCAGGCUUCUAUGCCAGCUACUACUAACGGAACGCCUUACGCAAACGCGGCUCACUCGACGCCAGCCGGCUAUCCCCUGUCCCAACAUCAACAACCGCUACCGCCUUCUCGAUCCACGCCACAACCUUCGCAGGCGUCUAUGGCAUUUCAACCACCCCCGUCGCUCCCAUCACAGACACCUCAACUAUCUCGAUCAGGAGGCUAUGUCGCGCCGCAGACUGGAAUCAGCAUAGACGCGUUGAAUGGUGAUAUCCAGAAACUAAUCACGGCCUCGAAGGCUCAGUAUACACUAACACCGCAUGAUCCGAGUGUGCAGACGAGGUUGAGGGCGCUUAUGGAUUUGCAAACAAUACUCCAAACCCAGAACCUGCCUCAGCAUCAGUUAGUGCUCAUUGAGAAUCAAAUAGCUGAUCUUGCCGUGACUAUAAGGGCACCGCCAGCCCAAACACAUACCACCACCAUACAUACACCUGUCCCUGCACCCGUAGUAGUCACUAUAGACUCCUUGUUUGGCACGGGUGCUCUCGCUGCUUUGAUGGCACGCGGUUCUGCGCCUCCGCAAGUACCCUCGCCAGCGACUGUUGCUAUACGUUCUCCGCCUCCUCAGCGGGCACAGCCUCAGAAACCGGUCAACACGCAACCUUCGCAACCGCCCCCUUCUGAUCCUAUGGCGCUCAUGAACAUGCUGAGGCAGGCUGGCCUACUUCCGGCUGCAACACCGACUGGUAAUUCGACUGCGACUCUUAAACCCCUUCCGCUUCCAUUUCCUAUCCCCAUGCCCGGAGCGACUACGACCAACCAGUCCAUCCGGCUGCCCACUCUCGAGACGCUAGCGAGCGACAUCACCCUAAAGUCUUCGUCCCUUAAACAGUUCCGCCCUCAUCUUCUUCCCCAGCUUUUCGGAUCGUUGGGGCCUCAGUGCACCCAGUGCGGGCGUCGGUUUCAGACCGACGAGAAAGGGAAGAAAAAGAAGACAGCCCAUAUGGACUGGCAUUUCCGUGUGAACCAACGUAUCGCCGACGCCGAGAAGAGAGGGCAUCACCGUAGCUGGCUAGUAGACGAAGUGGAUUGGAUCAAAUCUCGAGAAGUCCUAGAUAAAGACUAUGUGCCCUCGUCUGGAGAUCCCGAUGCGGUGUCUGGCGGUUCUUCUUCAAAAGCUCCUAAACUCCAGUACAUCCCAGUUCCCGACGACCCUAGGUCAACUAGUGCUGUCUGCCCGAUAUGUCAGGAGAAGUUUUCGACGAUGUGGCUCGACGAGGCCCAGGAGUUCGUGUGGCAAGACGCCUUCAAAGUCGGGGAAAGGGUAUACCACGUUAGCUGCCAUAAGGAGGCAACCAAAGACGGCGGAAACACUCCUGUAUAUGUUAGGAGCACGCCCGAGCCGAUAUUAGGGAAGAGAAAAGCCGAGGACGAAUUGACCUCAACGCGAGGCAAGCCGAAGGCAGAGGGUGCAUAGAAUGCACGUUCCGACCAAGCGCGUCCUAGACCUCAGUGCUCCAACUCAGGGACUUCCAGCUUCGGGCGCCCGCGAACCAGCCGCUUCAGCUCGACCAGGCGGAGGCCCGCGAGGAGGGGAAACACCCUUCGACAGUGCGCGCCCAAUAAGGGAUUUGAGCAGACUGCUCUUCCGUGUUGAGCCGUGUUGCUGUCGGACGCUUACCCCUGCUUCCGUAUCGAUCGAGAAACUUCGAUUCAUCAUCGGGCAGGCGUUGUCCGCACGAACGGAUGGGUGGUGUGGGCGGGAUUUUCUCUCCCCUGGAGGAGGCGGCGAGAAGACGGUGACUAAGCAAGGCACCUCCGUCGCGCCGUCGUAGACAUAUAACAACCUGUCUGCGUUUGGAUGAACAGAGAAGGGAAAGGAACCAAGCACAUCGAGUUCCCAUGAAAGCUUCUCACAACCCGGACAGCUCUCGCCUUCGCCACGAGGUUGUUUCAUUGCAGUCGUCGUCUGUCUGGACACUACAUGUCCCAGCGCCACACAAGGAUGGUCGACCGGUCACAUCGAUUUACUUACCGUGUAUAUUUUUCUACAGCGUCUUAGCAUAGUCGCAACAAGGUGACUAGGGGGCUGAGGAACGGGGGCCGGCCCACGUGGUCUUAGGACAGUGUAAUGAGGUAAUGACACAAGGAGAAAACGAGGACGGAGACCG